Molecule: messenger RNA, 2559 nt
Organism: Monomorium pharaonis (pharaoh ant)
Lineage: Eukaryota; Metazoa; Arthropoda; Insecta; Hymenoptera; Formicidae
Exons: 2
Coding region: 1-2559 (852 amino acids)
Biological process (GO): DNA recombination; DNA integration
Molecular function (GO): site-specific DNA-methyltransferase (adenine-specific) activity; DNA binding
Source: RefSeq, a predicted model, not a curated record
AUGCACGGAUCCCAGACUUUCGAGGAUAUCAGAGGGGCAAUUAACAAUCUGUUACAAUUAGGAGCUAUUAGACGGUGUAGGCCGGAGGAACCUCAGUUUAUAUCCUCUUAUUUCCUAACCCCAAAAUCUGACGGGAGUUACAGAUUCGUAUUGAACUUAAGGAAGCUGAACGAAUUUAUUCGGACAAAGCACUUUAAAAUGGAAGAUGGCCGCACGGCGGAAAAAUUAAUCUCCAAUAACUGUUAUAUGGCAAAAUUAGACCUGGAAAAUGCAUAUUUUCUGAUCCCAGUAAACAAGAACUCCUCAAAAUAUCUUAGAUUUAUAUUUCAAGGUCAGUACUUCGAAUUCGUUUGUUUGCCUUUCGGCCUUAACGUAGCCCCUCUGAUAUUCACGAAGGUCAUGAGGCCGGUUGUAAACCAACUACGGAAAAAAGGGUUAUUGUCUAUUAUUUACCUUGACGACAUCCUACUUGUCGCUUCAUCUAGGCAGUCGUGUACAAAUAAUGUAACAGCGUCAAUCGAACUACUAGAACACUUAGGCUUCAUUAUAAAUUACAAUAAAAGCAGCCUCCAACCGAGUCAGAGAGUCGACUUCCUAGGCAUAACAUACGAUUCAAGGAAAAUGACACUAGAACUGCCAGAAGCAAAGAAGCAAAAAAUUUUAGAUCUAUUGGAGAAAUUUAGCUCGGGGAAGAGCGUUUCCAUUCGCCAAUGGUCAAGCUUUGUGGGUUCAAUCAACGCAUGCUGCCCAGCAAUAAAAUACGGUCGCUUAUAUACAAAAGAACUGGAACGCGUUAGAUAUUUAGAACUGCUAAAAAACAAUGAUAAUUAUGACAAAAUAAUCCGCAUCCCAGAGAAGCUCGAGCCGAUCUUAACUUGGUGGAAGGACAACAUUAUAAAAUCUUCAAACCCUAUUAGAAAGGGUCGGUACAAGCACGAAAUCUUUUCCGACGCGUCCACCACAGGGUGGGGCGCCUUCCACGAAGGAAGAACGGCUCGAGGUUUCUGGACGGAACCCGAACAAAAAUGGCACAUUAAUCGACUCGAACUCAAAGCAGUACUACUUGCCUUAAAAAGUUUUGCAAAGGAUUAUAACGACUCUGAAAUAUUACUGCGCAUUGACAACACUACUGCAAUAGCUUAUGUAAAUAAAAUGGGAGGUGUACAACACCCAAACCUACAUAAGAUCGCGAAGGAGAUCUGGCAGUGGUGUGAGGCGAGGAACAUUUGGAUAACGGCUUCAUAUAUUAAGUCCGGAGAUAACGCGGAGGCGGACCGCGAGUCUCGAAUAACAAACAUAGACACGGAAUGGGAGCUGGCCGACCACGCAUUUCGUCGAGUGGUAGAAAAGUUCGGACACCCGGAGAUCGACUUAUUCGCUACACGAAAUAACACCAAAUGCAAAAAAUUCCUAGCUUGGAAAAACGACCCAGAAGCAUGGGCAAUUGAUGCAUUCACGGUGAAUUGGCAUUCGCAAGGGCUAUUUUGGGCAUUCCCGCCAUUCGCUCUUAUAUUAAAAACCCUCAGAAAAAUCGUAGCGGACCAAGCGGCCGGCAUAGUCCAUACAACACCCACUAGCAGCAAAGAUGUCCCUGAUGGCAGGAAAAUUAUCCGGGAGUCAUUCCGAAGGAAAGGAUUACCAAGCACAUCCCUCAAUAUCUUCGAGGCAUCAUUGACCGAAUCAACACAUAAACAGUACGCGGGACCCCUAAAACAAUGGUGGUCCUUCUGUGCGAGCCAGGGACUGGACCCGUAUCGGCCAAAAGAGGUGGACGUAAUCCAAUUCCUAACAGAAAAAUUCGAAAAAGGAGCGGCGUAUGGAUCUCUCAACUCGAUGAGAUCGGCAAUCUCGCUGAUUAGCGAAAACAACGUCGGAAAAAGCAGCAACAUCUCUAGACUCUUCAAGGGAAUAUUUAUGCUGAGACCAACGAAGCCCAAAUAUGAUCGAACCUGGGACGUGAAUAUAGCCCUGCGAAAAAUCGAAGAGUGGUACCCCCUGAAGGAACUGACCCUCGAAUACCUGACUCAGCGCUUGGUGCUACUGCUUGCAUUGGGCACGGCGCAUAGAGCGCAAACGCUAGCGUCAAUCAAAUUAGCGAAUAUUAAACGUAACACAGAAGAAUACGAGAUAGAGAUACCGAACAGAAUCAAAACUUCCCGCCCAGGAUCAUACCAACCCCUACUAGUCUUACCAGUCUACAAAGAAAACCCCAAACUGUGCAUCGCGUCAACAAUCGAUGCCUACAUUCAGAAAACAGCUCAGCUGAGAGGUAACAUAGAUGACCUGUUCGUUACAAUUAAAAAACCAACAAGGGCGGCAUCCACAGCAACGAUAAGCAGAUGGAUUAAGGCAGCAUUGUAUCGCUGCGGUAUAAAUGAAGAAUUCACAGCACACUCUACGAGACAUGCAGUAACAUCGGCAGCACUAAGGAAGGGAAUGGACCUGGAAACUAUUCGGAAAACAGCCGGCUGGUCAAAAAAUUCUCAGGUCUUCGCAAAAUACUAUAAUAAAACUAUUCCUCCAACAAAAAAAUCCUUUGUAAAAGCGAUCUUUGCAUAG